AUGCAUUCACGAAAGGAAAUAGAUCUCGCUGUCCAAAUAAUCCAAGAUGAGUUUGGUCUGGCAGCCCGAAAAGUCUUUGAAGCGGUUUCGCAACGAGACAAUUUAACCUUCGAGUAUAUUGUGCACUUGGUGCCUUUCCGACGACGGACGUGUGGUGCUAUCUUGUAUACUUUAAUCAAGCAUGGUUGCAUCACCUCGGUGCACAAGUCACAGAAGCCGACAUCAUCGCGAAUAGUUUAUACGUACAGGAUCAACCUGGCUUACAUAAGGUGUAGACAGAGGUUCUCCAGAUAUGCGCUUUAUGCAAAAACCAAGCAUACACAAGAGCACUUUAUGGUGCUUCUUACGAUUGCAUUACAUGGAGCGAUGUCGGUGAAUCAAAUCAUGUCAAUCGUGCAACAAGUGCCUUCAGAAAGCUCUCUACGCAGUGCCGAUGUUCAUAAAGCGAUUUGUGACCUCUUAGAAAUCCAGCUGCUGCAACGUGUACGCUACGACAAAACAUGUGUGAACUUGGACAGAGCCUGUACGCGAACAGAUCAGGAACACAUGCCAUCGGAAACGCAAGAAAACGAUAGUUCAUCGAGUUUUCUGCGUCUAAAUCCGCGUUCGCUCGAUGCUGCGCUUGGACGCCUGAAAGAAGAAGACACCAGACUUUUGAGUGUGGAACGCUCGGCGAGUGACGUCGACGUUCAUUUGAGACGGCAAAAGCAUGUCGAAGCGGUUAUCAAAACACGUUUAGGAGCACAGGCUCUUCGUAUUUUUAGAGUUUUGAUUCGAAAUCAACUUGAGCAGAAACAGGUUGCUGAAUUAUCCAUGGUUCCCGUGAAGGAUACUCGAGACAUUCUUUACAAGUUGUUGAAAUUUGGAUACGUGCAGAUGCAGGAAAUAGCCCGCACGCAUGAUCAUGCUCCAUCAAGAACGAACUAUCUGUGGCGUGUGGACUGUUCUGACGUCGAAAAGACUGUAAAACGUGAACUUAUUCAGGCUUUGACAAAUGUUCAUUUACGAAAGCUCUUUGAGGUACGGCGAUAUCGCACAGGAAUUGUAAAGAACGAGCGAAUGUGGUCUAGCAAGCCACUUAAAAGAGAGGUACUAAAAGAUUUAGAAGUGACCACUAUGCGCUUAGACGAACUUUUGCUACUUUUCGACGAUGUAGACGUUGCAUCUCAAACAGUUUGA
Molecule: messenger RNA, 1179 nt
Organism: Ostreococcus lucimarinus CCE9901
Lineage: Eukaryota; Viridiplantae; Chlorophyta; Mamiellophyceae; Mamiellales; Bathycoccaceae
Gene: Rpc3
Product: DNA-directed RNA polymerase III 62 kDa polypeptide (RNA polymerase C subunit 3)
Exons: 1
Coding region: 1-1179 (392 amino acids)
Cellular component (GO): RNA polymerase III complex
Molecular function (GO): single-stranded DNA binding
Source: RefSeq, a predicted model, not a curated record